UCGAGAUGUGCCAUUCCCUCUCUCUGUGUAUCGUCCAAUCAGCGGGAGUCCUGCUCUCCACUUCCGCUGGUAAUUGGGGGAAGAUGGGAACGGCGUGCGCACGCUUGGCACAGGGUAAACACUCGCGUGUCCACGCGCUUCCAGGGAGGAACGGAUACAAGUGUCAGAUGGAAGGCGAGAAAGAGUGAAGGAAGAAAAUAGAUACAAGCAUUUACGUAGACAGUUGUAUCAUUCGGAAUUGUGCAGCUUCAAAUACUUCAGAAAAGCAGCAGAGGAGCCACAGGAGUGUUUAAAAAGUGACAAUGAAUGGUCCUUCUCCAACAAGCCUACUUCGACAGGGAUCCUAGAAGAGAGCGUCAGUUUGUGGGAGAUUACUAAAUCUAUACAUCCAGUAGAACUUUACAGGACGCAAAAAACUUUUCCUUUUUUUAUUCAUAUAUUCACACAAAAAAAUCUCUAAAUAGAAUGCGUAAAGAUUCUUUAUGCACCAAUCUCCGACUUUUUACUGGUGGAACGUAAAUACUAUUUCAUUCCAUUAAUUGAUAAACAAAACAUUAACUUUCAUUUACAUUUUUGUGAAUAUUUUUGUUGGAUUACUUUUGAAUUAUUUUUAUCUCCAUUUUAUGGUAUAUAGUGUAACGCAACAUUCACCACGUUUUCUCAUAGUUGUGAUUUAUUAUUGGAUAAGAGCAUUCUGUUUGAGAAGAGAAGCUGAUCCAACGAGGGAAGAGGGCGAUAACUCACAGGCUUUAUGGUUUGGGGAAUGGCAACAGCCACCUCCAGUCCAUACCUGGCCAGCAAUAGGAUCCUAUCCACCGGCUCCAUCGUGCACUCAGACCGGGGGGUCGGUGGCAUGCAGCGGGGCAGCACCGCAGUCACCUCGGUGUCUGGUGGAUACAGAGGGGACCCCUCCGUGAAGAUGAUGCAGAGUGACUUUAUGCAGGGCGCUAUGGCAACGAGCAACGGGGGACACAUGUUAAGCCAUGCCCACCAGUGGAUGACAUCCCUGCCUCACGCCGCUGCGGCUGCAGCCGCAGUGGCAGCUGCCGAGGCCGGCUCUCCCUGGUCCUCCAGCCCCGUUGGGAUGACGGGUAGCCCGCAGCCGCAGGAUGUGAAGAGAAACUCCGGCAGGGAGGACAUGCACUCAGGCUCCGCUCUACACCACAGGUCUCUGCAUCUGGGCUCCCACCAGGCACAACACCCAGGAGCCUGGGGUGGCACCUCAGCCGCGCAUAUAGCCUCCCUUUCCGAAGGGCAGCAGCAGCAACAGUCGCUGAUCUACUCCCAGCCCGGGGGAUUCACGGUUAACGGAAUGCUCAACUCACCGGGGAGCCUAAUGCACCCGGGGAUGGUGAGGGGGGACUCCCCUGAUCUCGACCACGGCAGUCAUCAUCAUCACCAUCACCACCACCAGCAUCCACAUCACCAGCAGCACCACGCCGGGGUGAGCCACGACCCGCAGUCCGACGAGGACACGCCGACCUCGGACGACCUGGAGAACUUCGCCAAGCAGUUCAAACAGCGCCGGAUCAAACUGGGCUUUACGCAAGCGGACGUGGGCUUGGCACUAGGCACCCUGUAUGGUAACGUCUUCUCACAGACCACGAUAUGCAGGUUCGAGGCGCUGCAGCUGAGCUUCAAGAACAUGUGCAAGCUGAAGCCACUGCUCAACAAAUGGCUGGAAGAGGCCGACUCGACCACCGGUAGCCCCACCAGCAUCGAUAAGAUCGCGGCGCAGGGCAGGAAGAGGAAAAAGCGCACGUCCAUCGAGGUGAGCGUCAAAGGAGCUUUGGAGAGCCACUUCCUCAAAAGCCCCAAACCCGCUGGCCAGGAGAUCACCUCUCUGGCGGACAGUCUGCAGCUGGAGAAGGAGGUGGUCCGGGUCUGGUUCUGCAACCGCAGGCAGAAGGAAAAGAGGAUGACGCCACCGGGGCUGCCACACAGCCCGGAGGACGAGUACUCUCAGGUCGGCAACAUGAGCUCAGACACACCGUCACCCGCAAUGGACUGCAAGCGAAUGUUCAGCGAUACGUGAGAAAAUAACAAAACACAGGACAAUAAUAUUUCUUUAGGCUGCAAUAAGACACUGUCUAGGCCGAGAAAAUACUAGCAAUAGCAAGUGGGAAUAAUACCUUUUACAUGAUAAACAAUGAAACAAGACACAAAUCUUUCAUAUCCAUAUUACUCCAACCUGACCAACCAACAGACCAACGGUGUGGUCUUUAGGAAAGGAGUAGCCUAACUUAAAACAUAUGCGACAUUACACAUGAUCGAAUGGCCCGCGCAAUGAGAGGGUCAACUCUUCAAGUAAUGUUUCUUCAUGUAAAUGUUUGGCGCAUUAGGAUUUAAGAAAUAAUCUUAAUCAGUUUUCAGCCUGAAAUAUAUUCCAAUAAAAUGUGUGUAUGUACAGCAUAUUGACCUUUUAUUUGAUUUGAAACAUGCCAUGCUUUCACCAAAAGGAUUAUGGCAGUUCUUUGGCCCCACGUAAAAAAACAAUGAUAAGCUUUAACCUCUACAUGAUUGCCCUUCUUUGUUUUGUGUGUAAUAUUUCACAUUGUGUAAUAUUUCAUAUUUUAGAACAAAAUAAAUCAAACACACUUUUUUUGUCCCCUUUGCAGCACUUAAUGCUAUUGUAAAUGUUCUCCUCUGCAGUUGUUGAAGAUGCUUGUGGUUUUCACAUGACAUUCCCAAGCAGGCCUUUUAUAUGUUUUCUGUUUUCUUUUUACAAACAAGUUAUAAGGACAAUAUUUUUUAACAAUUGGAAUUAUCUUCACCAUGUUGACUUUCUGUUAUAAUUAAUGUACUAUAUUGAGCAAUAAUGUCUUUCCCCUCAACUUUGCAUUAGGCCUGUGUUAUUUUGUCAUUCAUGACUUUACCGUUUUAUUCAAUGAUGAUAUUUUCAAAGGAACACACAUUCCCAAAAGCUGACGUCGGUGUCGUUUGUUAUUGUAACCUUGUACAGUUCUAUGUGAUGACUUUGACAGUCAUUUAUUUUUAGUGGUUAUUUUAUGAAGGAUUAUUGAGAACAAUACAUUUGUCAUAGCGGAUAGCCUACCUUUGUGUUUUCAAUGUCAUUGUCAGCUUACAGAAAGAAGUAUACGCCAAUUCUGAAUAUCUGAUACGCAGAAUAUUUGGCAUAGGCCUAAUCGAUGCCUACGAUGUGAGAGUUUAUGAUUUACAAUCUUUAUUCAAUGAAAAUAUAAUUAAUUGAUCUAUAAUAUAGGCCAAUAGACUGAGAGGAAACUGCAGGCAGGGGGCUCACUCUUGACCUUCUGACCUUUUCAAAGCGAGAAAAAAAAACUUGCCGUCCAACUCACCGACCUAAAAAAGUAGAACUGGAUCGAAUGAAUGCACUAUAUGCUAUACAUGAAUAGGAAAGCCCAAUAGGCAAUUUCCGAAAUAAGAACAACUUUUCGUGUAAACUCUUGAAGUGUUUUGGUCUGAUAACACAUUUAAAUCGUAAUCAACAGCCUAGUGAAAUUAUGUUUGUAUAGGCUUAUUUCUAUAUUACAGGUUAUGCGCUUUUAGUGCAAUUUAAAUAAAGUCUACAUUUUAGUU
Molecule: messenger RNA, 3558 nt
Organism: Salvelinus sp. IW2-2015
Lineage: Eukaryota; Metazoa; Chordata; Actinopteri; Salmoniformes; Salmonidae
Product: POU domain, class 3, transcription factor 3-A
Biological process (GO): brain development; regulation of transcription by RNA polymerase II
Cellular component (GO): nucleus
Molecular function (GO): DNA-binding transcription factor activity, RNA polymerase II-specific; RNA polymerase II cis-regulatory region sequence-specific DNA binding
Source: RefSeq, a predicted model, not a curated record